AUGGCCCGUCGAAGCCCUGCUGCCGCGCUAGUUGUCUUGGGCAGCUUGGCAGCGUACUGCAACAUUGUGGGACACAGCUCACAGACUUUCAAGACUUUCACAGGGCUUGAGCCCAACCCUAGCCGACGUGAUGAAAGCGCCAUCACAAUGGGUGACAAGAUCACAAGAGCUGCCGGCAAGACACGACGCGGCAAGUGGCAGAGGCUCAAUGUGAAAACAGUAGAGAUUGAAGGAAAGGAGAUGCCAGAGAUGUUUGAGACAUUCCUGUCCCCAGAGGAAGAAGAUACGCCGUUUGACGUCAGACAGGCCACAUCGACAACCGUCGAUGUCACGUUCGAGAAGAGGCCGUAUGGCAUUGUUCGGUGGCAGCCUGGCAAGGACUUCAAGGGUGCUAUGGUCAAGGACGUUGCCCACGGCGUCUUCGUUGGAGACCCGCUCGGACAAGCUAAAGCUGCGGGCGUCACAUCAGGAAUGGUCGUGAAGAGCAUCGAAGGCCAGGACGUCAUGAACGAGGACUUCGACGUCAUCAUGAAGAAGUUGGGGGAUGAAGCCCUCGGCUACAAGUUCCUGCGCAGAAUUGACUUUCCCAUCAAAGUGACUUUCGCAAAGAUGCCCUCCUCGUGA
Messenger RNA from Symbiodinium natans, 624 nucleotides. The record is from the annotation of a GenBank genome assembly. Lineage: Eukaryota; Dinophyceae; Suessiales; Symbiodiniaceae.